CCAGAUUUCAUCGCAUUCAUAGUCGUGUCGGCGGUGUCGCUCAGAAUCACACACACACACACACACGCACAAGUCACGCACUAGCAGCUGCAUUGGAUGCCCAAAUAUCUCGCUGGACGCACCCAAAUCCGAUUCGACUCGCUGCUGUCGUGUCCAGCCCCCGCAUGACAUGACCCCGAUCACCUCAUCUAUCCCAUGCAUCAAUCAUCUCAUCAACCAUCCGUACCUACCGUACACGCGCGCCCUACUAUCCUAUCCGCCAUCCAUCCAUUCAGCCCCACAGUUGCUGCUAAGGCAGGUGCAGCCUGACGUGGUACAUCUUGCCCCAGUUCUUGCCCGUCACCAGCACCUCCCCUCGCCGCUCGUCCACCGUGGCGAUGCCAUUGAAGCUGCCGUCUGUCCGCCGCCGGUGAGGCGCCAAAGGAAGACAGGAAAAGUCCCAGAACGACAACACUCGGCCGGUCGAUGGAUCGAUCUGUAAGAUCCACUUGGUGUACCACACGUUUGCCAGCAGAGACCCGCGGAACCACUCAAGCUCAUUGAUCAUCCUGCAGACAGACAGCGAAAAGGAAGGGCAUCAGGCCGCUUGGUCGUCUGUCCCUUCGGCCGUUAAGUCAUUCCUGAGCCAAAUGAACCGUGUGCUCACGUGAUGGGUUUGCUGUCUUUGUCUCGGACAUUGAUGGACUUGACGACGCGAGCGGGCCGGCCUUGGUCGUUUCCAUGGACGAGAGAGGAGUCCCAGAAGUCGAGCUGGCUGGAGCCGUCAGACACAAUCAGGUGACGACUGUCGGUCGUGAUGCCCCAACCUACACACACUCAUGGAUAGAGAAACAGACGGCUGGCAGGCAGGCAGGCAGGCACAUCGAUGCACCUCCCCCUUCCCCUCCCCGCCAAUGUUGCUCACCCUCGCCUGUGGUCGUUUCGAAGGAGAUCUUGUGGAGAGGCCUCAGCUCUUUGUCCCAGACGAUCGCCUGCUGCUCCUUCCACGUCAGCUGCACCAACCUAUCUCCCACAGCACAAAUGCCCUCGCCGAAGUAACGCGGUGGCAAACGCCGCUCCAUCACUUCUGGGCCCAAUAACGAUUCUGAAGGCCGGUCGUCGUCGAUAACGGCGACGGACCUCCUGCCGCUUUCGGAGCUCGAGAGGGGUAUAGGGGCGGUGUGGUGGUUUUGGUCACCAGCCAGAGAGACCGAUGGCCGGAGAGCCGACAGGAUGUUCAUCCAGCUGGUGGGCCGCAUCUCUGAUGGUGAGGGGAGAGGCCCGGCUGGCGCAUCUUUGGUGAGCCUCCGGGCAGUGAUACGGCUCCUUCCCCACAUACCUACGCACACACCGAGGCACAGACAAGACGACUGAAUGAGUGAAUGAAGGCCCCCCACCCCACCCGUUGUUGUGUGUGGACCGGACCUGUGCUCUCGUAGAGCUUCCCGUCGAGCGUACACAGCCCCUGGGUGAAGUCCCUGGGGUUGUGCUCACACACGCCCAACACCUCAAAGCCACACGGCUCCGGCAGGUGCACCUCAUCCACGUCACCGUCCACCGUCUCCAUACUCCUCACUCGAGGCCUCUCUUGGGUGGCGGCCUUCGCAGACAUCACAGAAAGGAGCGGCAACGCAGCAAGGGGCACAAAGUGGCGCCGCGGGACGGUGCGGCGCGGUCCGCCUUGGGUGCGGGGAAGGGAGAACAGGCGCUUGGGGUAGUGAGAGGCGCAUCGGUCGGUGGAGAGGCGGAUGAAGGAGAGGGCAACUGACGGCACUCUGAAUGCAUGCAGCAAAGCUGGUAGAGCCAGCAUGUGGGCGACAAACAUCAAGCUGACAGACGGAUGCACGUGC
Molecule: messenger RNA, 1829 nt
Organism: Vitrella brassicaformis
Lineage: Eukaryota; Vitrellaceae
Source: the annotation of a GenBank genome assembly